Spirodela intermedia is the source of this 157-nucleotide messenger RNA. The record is from the annotation of a GenBank genome assembly. NCBI's taxonomy places the organism in Eukaryota, Viridiplantae, Streptophyta, Magnoliopsida, Alismatales, Araceae.
AUGGGCGUCUUAGCAGCACCCGCCGCCCACUGAGAGGGAUAGACUGUAGAGCUUCCCCAGACAGCGAGAAGACGCUACUGACUGCAACCUCAAGGGAGUAGCGAGUGGUGGAGAUUUCUGGGUACCGGCGUGGAUUCCGAUGACCGAGCUGGGAUGA